Penicillium cataractarum is the source of this 4638-nucleotide messenger RNA. RefSeq lists its product as uncharacterized. The record is from RefSeq and is a predicted model, not a curated record. Gene Ontology annotation, molecular function: protein binding. The transcript has 4 exons. Bases 1 to 4638 code for a protein of 1545 amino acids. Lineage: Eukaryota; Fungi; Ascomycota; Eurotiomycetes; Eurotiales; Aspergillaceae.
AUGGGUGAAAAGGAUAGCCCUACAUCCAUCUCCGAGAUUUGGGAGACUGCACGACGGGAGUUCGAGCGAUUGACCGGCAAACAACUUCAGCCGACUUCGGCCGCUUCAUUGCAACACAUUCGCGACACGAUCGAAGCCUCUCGUUCAUCCAAAGACCCCGAUGUUGACAAGGCAAAGCAAGCCGGCCUACGGAUUAUAAAAUGCAUACAGCUACUUGGUGGAGUGGCCUCUCAGGCCGCGUCGCUGGUCUUUCCUCCGGCAGGUGUCUGCUUCAGCGCUUUAUCUUUUCUCCUUGACAUUCCGCCGAAGCUUCAUGGCUUCCAUGCUGCCGUCGAUGGCAUCUUCAUCGAAGUUGAGCCCACACUAGUGCAAUUCGAAAUGUAUCGAGAUAUCGAGAGCAAGGACGUAGUCCACCCCGACAUGGUCUUGGCCAUCAACAAGGUCAUGAUCAGCUUCGUGACUCUCUGUGCCCACUGCAUUAAUUUCAGAGAUGGCGGCUUCCUAGUCCGACUCAAGGCCAACUUGAAAAAGGCCAUGUUUGACGAGGCGGCAAUUCAAGGCGAGCUCGCGCACUUCAAGAGCUUGAUUCAAACCCAGAAGAUCAUUGAAGGCACCUGGACUAUCCAGCAGGUCAUCGAAACCAAGCGAUCAUUACUUCUGGUCAAAGAUGAUACCGAAAAGAUUAUAAAGUCUACGGACGACAUUAAGGACAAGGUCGGGAAUCUGUCCGCAGAACAACAGAAGCGUCGAACCGAGCAGACGACCAAGAAUCACCUCGAGAAAAUUCGAAAUACCCUUGGAAUCUCAGAAAACGAAGUCACAAGCGCAAUCAACGUCUGUGACAACUUGUGGAAGAGUACCGUCAAGGGAAGUGGAGAAUGGUUGAACCAAAUGGAUGAGUACGUGAAUUGGGUCAAGAAGGAUCCUCCAGAGACCAGUCCUUUGCUGCUCUUGACUGGUGAAGGUGGCUCCGGAAAGUCAGUUCUUGCAUCAGUUGUCUAUAAAAAUCUUGACAAACGGUCAUCUUCUUUGACUCAGGAGACAGGGCGUACACUGGUCCAAAGCGAUGGACGCACGCUGGUCGCAUAUUAUGCGUUUGCCCCCACAGGCAAGAUCGACGACGACAAAACACCUGCCGAAACAGCACUCAAGUCUCUGUGUAUCCAAUUUGCUCUACAGGAUGCUGCAUAUGCAAAGCACCUAGCCGAGAGCUUCAAGGACAAUACGGAUGGGGCUAAGGACGGAUCAGAUACUGUCAAAGAGCAAGCCAAAGAUGCGAAAUACUUCCGUGAUGCAGACUGCCAACAACUCUGGACUGAUUUGAGACUUGGAGCUCCUACACAAACUGCAACACAUUUUUUGCUGCUUGAUGGGAUUGACAACCUCCCAGCCAAUAAGCUUCAGGAACUCGGGAGUAUCUUCCAAGGAUUUAGUGAGGUACAGGCCGCAGAGCCUCGCAAGGAAACACGCAAUGGAGCCAGAGUGCUUGUGUGCGGAAGCCUACAGAAGCUGGAAAAUCUGGGAGAAGCACCAGGUGGAGGAUUACAAUUUCCCACAAUUGAUGUUGGGUCUUGCAACGGGGAUGAUAUCGACAAAUACAUUGAGCGGGAACUGCAAAACUCGGAUCUAUUCCAAGCAGCCAAUGCGCAGAAUCGACGGCUCAAAGAGGACGUGCAGACCGCACUUAAGACACGAGCGGAAGGCUCUUUUACCCAAGUGCGAAGCGACAUUGGCAUGGUCAAGGGUAUUGUAGAGUCUGAGAUGACAGAGGACGAUCUGAAGAAAGCUUUGAGCGCAACCAAGAAGAACGCAAAGGCUACAGUUACCGACGAUAUUGCAUCGUUGGAGGCUCUGCCUAACAACCAAAAGCUUAUCGACGAGGUGAACGAACUGCUCCUCUGGGUCGAUCUUGGGCCUUACUAUUACAGUGUCGAGGAACUCGAGGGAAUCCUCUUCCUUCGAUUUGAAGCGACUUCUCUCAAGUCUCUGCGAGAGAAGCUUCAGGGAACCUACACAAAGCUUUUCAUUAUUGAUUCGGACGGAGAGGUCUUGCUACAAGACCAUGUCAAAGACUAUGUCAAGCUCGAGGAUCGAGCCGAGAAGCGAGCCUCCAACGAACGAACAAUCAGCAUCAACAUUACAAUCACCAAUGCUGAUUCGGAAAGCAUUCAGCGCUUCUUCUGGGACCUGGGCCGAUUUGGGGCUGUCGAUCAGUUCAAGUUCGCCCCAACUGGCAUAUCCGCUGAUUCUUCUUCCGGCUUUGGUCCCACUCAGAAGAAACGUAUUGGUAUCAACGACACCGACUCCCAUAUGAUCAUGCUCAAGUCUGUGUUCUCACUCAUUUUCAAUCCACCAAAUGAGACGACAGAGCUUGUGGGACCCAAACUUUUGGCCGGUCUAACGUCUCAUCUGGACAAGUUGCGCGUUGCAACGGAGGCUGAUGAGUUGAGCGCCGAGGAGAGACGUUUCAUUGCCAGGAACGUCCUCGAUAUCUUCUAUGAUCCUGAGCACCUUGAAAAUCAUUGGAAGAGCACUGAGCUGCUUGGUUGGAUGGAGAAUCAAUCCGAAAUGGACUACAUCUGGGGUUGGCUUAAGGACCCUGUAGCCAUCAGCAAGCUCGAAGCACCAAAGGCAGAGUGGCUCGCUGCUGCAACUGAUGAUUGGAAUCCAACGAGGAAAUUGUUGACCCCAUUCAUGAAAAUGCUUGCCCGUCGAUGGUUACAGGACAGAGAAUGGCAGCCCCUCCGGCCAUGUGCUACAAUUUUGAAUGCACUGAUAAUGACUUCAGAAGACAACCGAGGUCUCUCCGAUGCUGUCAACGUGGAGAAUGACGCAUAUAUGUCUAUCAAACGCGACGAACUCGAUCAAAUCCGCCCCUUGCUGAUUGAGAAAGCGUCCAACUGGAGCAAAGCUGCUCUUGAAAUUGAAGAGACCGACUUCGUGUGGCAUGUUCGACUUGGAGAGACCUAUAAUGGGUGCCAACAACCAGAGAAAGCCCGUGAAGAAUAUGGAAAAGCCGCCAAAAUACUUCAUGAUAGCGAAGCAUCCGGAAGUGAGAUUGAGAAGAACGAGCUUCGUGAUAUCUUCCUCCAAAUGGGGCGAUUGUCUUCGGGUGAUGAAGAGCUUGAGUACUACGAGAAGGCUCGUGAGCUUGAUCCCGAGAACAUCGAGACUCGGUAUCGCAUUCUCAAAAACCGCAUUUCCAAUUGCACGGCCGACGGACAGGCAGCCGUGGUUCGGGAGGCACUCACCACCGAAGAUGGAUUACACCCAGACCUCUUGGAGCCUAUUCUGGGGCUGGUCAUUGAUGACUACAAAGUUGAAGUUGACAAUGAAUUCCCCAUAUUCACGAUCUUCAACGCAGUUAUCUCCGGCGCAUCGCUCAUUCCGGAAUGCUGGCCAGAGCUACUUCAAUGCAUGGAUAGAGCAAUUGAAAGGGCGGAGAGUGAAAGCAGUCCCGACGAUCUUGCGAUUCUGCAUCUGCAUAAGGGUAUUGCGGCUUCCCUUUGUGGCGAGGACUACGCGUCGACGAAAUCUGAAGUGGAGCACUGGCAGGAGUGCUGGGCAGUUGCACGCGACAAUGGCUACGUGAAACCGACUAGCACUGCCACUGCACUUCUGGUCGGUGAAAACAGUGAUACCAGAAGUCUUUCCAGCUAUCUCUUGAUUCUCGUUGGCGAUAUACUCAGCAAGUAUCACUUUGACCAGACAUGCCUCUUAAUGGAUGGAGACGAACAGUCCUACCAGAGCCAGAUCACAGAACUUGUGAAAAUUGCCACGGAUCAAGUACCAGAUGGAAUGUCAGGCUGGACAAAAGCCAAAUGCUACCUUGCUUCUCAAUACGUAUUGUGUGAUCAGGUCGCCCAGGCCCAGGCACUCUUCCGAUGGGACAUGGCGGUCGUGUUCAACAUUCUCACGGAUGAUGAUUCAGGCAAUGACUGGGUGGGCUACAGCAAGCUUGCCCAUCUCUUGACCCACGUUGGUGACUAUGCAAACGCCGGAGUAGCCUACAAGCUCAUUCCCAGCGCGUUCCUGAACCAAGAGAUCCUAACAGAACUUUUGAAUAUCGGCGAUGAAGCCGCAGCCGCGGCAGCAACCAAGCAAAUCACCGACUUCUAUGCUUCCAACUGCUCAGAAGGCGAAAUCCCCCUGAACCAGGUGACCACACUCCAGAGCGAGGUUACCAGACUCUCCGAGCAAGCAACCGACGAGGACUCUCAGCACUGGAAGGAGAUUGCCCGCAUUCUGAAGGAAUUCAACGAUGUCCUGCAGCUGGAAUGGUACAUCCAAUGCGACAGCUGCCAGGCGCACUGCGGCUUCGACGAGUCCUACUGGGCCUGUGGAUUCUGUUUCUGCACACACUUCUGCGAGAGCUGUUACCAGAAGAUCUCUGAUAAGGAGAAGACAUCUAAAGAACGGCGUAACUUGCUCGUGUGUAGCGAGACGCACAACUGGUUCCGCCUGCCCGUCUGGGACGCAAAGAGGUUUGCGUGGGCAUGCCGUGGUAAACUUCCGGCUGUUGAGAGGGAUGGUGAGAUUGUGAUCUCGACGGAGGGUGAAGCCAUUACUGUGAGGAAGUGGUUGGGAUACCUGUGUGGUAAAUGGGAAUUGAAUAAGGAAGACUGGGAGUUUGAAUGA